UUUCAGUAUGGGAAGCUGCAAGAGGUUACCGCUUGGCACAAUCGCCACACUUUUGCUUUUCAUUCAAAUCAGUUUUUAUCAAUGCGACGGAAAAACGGCUGAAGAAUGGAAAGGAAGGAUAAUAUAUCAGGUGAGGGUUAGAGAAAAUUAACAGACUUAUUUAAAAUCAGAUUGAAACCGAACAAGGUCGGCUUGAAAAUUCUUCGAAGUCAUGUUGCAACCUGCCUACAUUUUAUGAUUGCUAAUUUUUUUUCCGAUACCAUACUUAAAAUUUUCCUUUUACUGAAAGAUUUUUCGUUUAAUGAUUCCUCCAUUAAUCAGAAAAAUGAAUAUACUUUAAAUAGCUAAGGGCUAUUGCACUGUUGUAAAAUGUUUCUUGAGGUAUUUAGGUAAUUUUUAGUCACGAAUCACGGUGUUCAGAACCCCACACACCCCCCCAUCCUAUAGAAGCAUUUUUAGAUAUGCGUGAGGCGGGUCACGAGGCAAGCGUUACGUAGCAAAAAUAAAUUAAAUACAGACUGGAGGGGCGGGGAGGAGGGGGAGGGAGCGGCAGAAUAUAAACCCUGCUUUUCUUCCUAUGUCCUCUCUGCUAGCAAUUUGUUUACCCCACUCUGCCCCAAAAUCGUGCGAUUCCAUUAGCUUAGCUUAUUCCGCAUAAGUAAGGGUCAACGUAAAAAAUGACCAAAAGUCUGGUCAAUGUCUCCCUUUUCUCGCCAGCAGACUUUCAUACUAACCUAUUUCGCCCUCCUACUUUAAGAGAAGACACCUGAUAGCAAGUCAAGGGACACCUGAUGUGCAGGCUAGCAUGACAACAACCCACUGUUUAAUAUCGGGAAGAGAAGAGAGGUGUCAACUUAAUGACAAAAAGCAUAGUCAUAAAUACACAGCUGAUUCCCAUCUUAACCCUUUAACUCCAAAGAUCUGAUUAUUGAUUCUCCCAUCUAGCUGCCACACAUUUCCUUGUAAAUAAGUUACGAGAAUUUAGAGUUAGAUCAAGAUAACUACUUCUUCCUGGUGCAUUCGAGUAUUCUCAUGACCUAUUUUGGCAGAUAAUGUAUGAAUGAAAUAUAUGUAUAUACUCCAAAUUAUCGCAACUGAUUUACAAGGAGAUAUGCAGCAGCUAGAGGGGAGAAUCGGCAAGUUGAUGUAUUAUGUUAUGCAAUGUUUCCUUCGCAGCCGCUCUUUGGGAUGUCACGCAAUUCAUUUAGAGUAAGCUUUGCGUGACAUCCUGAGGAUAAGAAUGUGCCUCUUCUAAUAUCAUCUCUCAAUCACUGGACUUUGCUUUCUUGUUCUCCAGCUCCUGACGGAUCGGUUUGCCCCCUCUGGAGAUUUACCGUCCAGAAAAUGUGAUGAUUUAAAGAACUAUUGCGGUGGCACGUUCAAAGGGAUUGAAAAACACCUGGACUACAUAACAGGCCUGGGCGUUAAUGCUGUAUGGAUCUCACCCAUUGUGCAAAAUACCGAUAGAGGUUACCAUGGUUACUGGGCUCAGAACAUAUUUGAAAUAAAUCCGCACUUUGGAAGCCGGGAUGAUCUGAAAUCCUUAGUAGCAGCCUGUCACGAGAGGGGAGUCUGGGUAAUGCUUGACCUUGUGGCCAACCACAUGGGGUACCCACCCGGUACUGGAUUUAAUAACCUUAUUCCUUUUAAUGAAUCAAGACAUUACCAUCCCCAACAUUCUUACAUAAAAUGGCCUCAAGAAUGUAAAGACCAAUGGAAGAUCGAGAACUACUGGCUUGCAGGCCUACCUGAUCUUGACCAAAGCAAUCAAUUUGUAGCCACAACGCUCUUGAAAUGGAUCCAAGGUCUGACUGACGAGUUUGGCUUUGACGGUUAUCGCCUGGACACUACCAUACAGGUUCCAAAGACAUUCUGGGCAGAGUUUCGUAAAGCUGGAGGAGCGUUUAUGAUCGGGGAGGCAAACAAUGGUCCCCCACCCUGUGGAUCAAUGGAAUAUGUAGCGGAAUACCAGGGGUAUAUUGACUCUGUGCUAGCUUAUCCAAUGUACUGGACCCUGCGGAAGAUCUUUCAGGAAAAAUCAAAGGAUUUUACUGCACUUAGUGCUGCCGUAAAGAGUUCCUACACAAUUUAUAAGGACAGGUAAAUCUUUCUGUAUUUCAAGAUGUGUGAAUCAAUAUCUCUAUCUUAGCCACUGCGUAUCUAUCCCUCCCCUAAUCCAAAAAAAGUCACCUGAUAACAAAUACAGGUUAACGUUGGGCUAGGGGAGGGGUAGGUGCACAGUUACUCAGAUAUUAGCAUAUUAGCGUAUGUCUCGUACGAGUGGAAUGGUCUCGCAACUGAAAAAGAUACAAUUAGAACUCAAAAUUGGACAGGACAUAACAGUUGUUUUGCUUUUAACUAGAUCAGUCUUUGGAGGCUUUCUGGAUAACCACGACAAUCAAAGAUUCUUGAAUCUUAACCCAAGCCACACAUCACUGAAGAACGCUCUUGCAUUUUUGAUGAUGGGAGACUGGAUCCCAAUUGUGUACUACGGGACCGAACAGGGAUUUAACGGCGGCUCCGACCCAAAUAACCGUGAAUCUCUUUGGCCCUCUUUGUCCACCGCAAACCCAUUGUAUAAGUUUAUUCAGACACUCGCGAAGUUCAGAAGAUCUCUUGGAAAUGAAUGGAUACAAGACAAACAGGUAACGCACAUGAUGAAGAACCGAUGUUCAUAUCUUGAAGUACUUCCUACUUGCCAUCUUGAACGCUUUUGUUUAUAUUGCAUGCGCAGUUGAGGUUUGCCGGCCCACAGUCACGGAUCGCGGGCGUCGGUCUUCGUUUAGUGGAUGUAUUGAAGAGAAUGCCUCUCUGAUUCUAAAAAUGUUUCCAUUUUAUACUCGACUGGUUGGCUUUUAAUGUAUCAGAGACAUAGACCCACUGGAGAAAGAUUGAACCCCUUGUUAAGAGUUUCGCAUCUUAGACCUAUUGACUAGCUCUUUCACAAAGCAAUUUCGCCUUUGAACGCAUUCCUUAACUUGUGUUCAUGUGUUUUUGUUUACCUUACCAGGUGGAGAGGCACGUCCAGGCUGAUGCUUAUGCCUUCUCUAAAGGAGGCAUACUGGUUGUCAUAACCAAUCUGGAUACAUCCAUCAAUAUUUCGGUCAGGGAUACCCCAUACCAACCGGGGAAUACUCUGGGGAAUGUUUUGAAUUCUUCAGGAACUCUAACCGUUUCUUCAGAUGGUUCUCUACCAGUAACAUUAAACUCGGGUCAGCCCCUUGUUCUUUUCAAGAAAUAAAUGAUUGGGUAACGAGGGCUGAAGGAUCUUGAUAUUCAUGGGAGGCAUGAACUGUUCCUAGUAAUUUCCCUUCGUCAAAAUUUUAGUUACUAUAUUUCCGUUCAGUCAAAAUAAUCAAGCUUUUUUUCAUUUUUUUUUUUUUUCGAUUAGCCAUGGUCAUUAAAAUUUGGGGUUCAUCUGGUGAUAAGAAAUUCAAGCUUGAAUUUGACAAGCUGCAAAUGAGAUUCAAAGUUUAUUGGACAAAAUUUAUUUUAUUCUUUUCCAGACCACUCAAUAUUGUUAUAGAGACAAAUUUCAGUCUCUUUCGAUGGAAAAAAAUUAAGGAUUUUCACUGAUGCCUUUUUUCUUCCAAUCCUUUGAUUCUUGGGAUAACGCUUUUCAUAAUCACAUCACCGAUAGACAAGCGACAUAGCAGGGAAAUAUUGGCCAGAAUACAAAAUUGACACGUGGAAGCUUAAAAUAAUUAAUAUCUGUUAAGUUUUUAAGCAAUAGAGACCAUCAUCUUGCUUUUGGUUUACCAGUGUAAUAAGGCACGAAAGAUGGUCGGUCAAAAUGCUGAUAAUCGAUAGCGUCAGCGGCCUGUUGAUUAAAAAUAGUUGAGGUUUCUCUUGUUUUAAUUGUGAUUUUUUGACCAAUCAGAGCACGUGUAGUGUCUUGCUUAUUUCAGCAUCUAAUAGGAAUUAAUGCAUAACGCAGGUUUAAUAACUUAAUUCUUUUUUCAGGAAUAAUAGGGAGCCGACGUUUUCGAACGUGUCAUGAAAGCAUGCUGAGCAGGGAAACUUAGGCCAUGUGCGACAGUAAGUCGGUUUAUUUGAAUGAAGGUGCGUUAGACAACAGGUCACCAGCCAUCGCUUAAUUGAAAAACAACUAUUUCCAGGGUCCAAAAACUUGGCCCACGAGGUAGCGAGCCUUUCAAUGGACUUUGCCAGCUCCCGGGGCUUUUCCUUUUAGUCAAAAGGCAAAGUCCUGGGGAGAAAUUUAUUUUUGAGCUAUGAUCUGCUAUCAUUGAUCGUUAUAUCAGAAACUUGCAGUGUAUGUCGCUAUUUCUCAUCGAUUGAUAUGCAGUUCUACUCCCUUCCUGAUCUUAAGAACGGAUUUCUUAAGCCAAACCAUUUUUUAAC
Molecule: messenger RNA, 4362 nt
Organism: Pocillopora meandrina
Lineage: Eukaryota; Metazoa; Cnidaria; Anthozoa; Scleractinia; Pocilloporidae
Source: the annotation of a GenBank genome assembly